ACAUUCAGUGUUUCUCUCUCUUACGCGAAGGCGAAUUUCCCAAGACAAACGCGCCGCGCAUCGCAGCAGUUUUCUUUUUUCCGCCGAACUGUACACAACAUCAAUCGUACCGUUUUUUGGAGUUUUGGAAAAUUGCACACAAAAACACUAAUUGGAAAUGCAGUACUCGAGCAGUUCGGAAAAUUAUUCAUCCUCGUUGAGGGACACGCCCGCAAAAUGGAACGGAAAGAACGACAAGAAUUAUGCGUACAAAAAGUCCUCAUAUCAAUACUCAAGCUCUGGCGACAAUAAUAUGUCCUAUCAGGGCAAGUCCCCCGAUCAGAAUAUAGAUCAGUUGGACGCUUUGCUGGAGGACUUGAAGCAGGAACGCCAGAUCACCAACAGAGAUCGCGACCUACUGCCCACCAAUGGCACUUCCUAUAGAACGCUGGAACGCACUGAUCCCGCCGGGACGGUCACUAGGACAACGCGUGUGGUGAAGACCACGAAACACUCGGGUCAGGGCGGGUCAGGCCAGCAGCCCUACAUCGAUGAUGUGGAGACCUUCAAUCCCACCGACUACAGCACUCUGCAGUCGACGGCCAAGUACUCGAGCCUGAAGCGGGACGAUUACCAGACCAAGGAGAAGCCGUACACGCUGUCCCAUUCACCCAUAAGUGGCGGUCAAUACGAGAGCAAGUCGAAGAUCUACGAGAGCAACCGGACGAUCAACAACAAUGUGGAGGUGCUGCCGAGCUCCGGCAUCACACAGACCCUGACUAGUGGCACUACCAUCGACAAGGAGCUGCAGGACAUCGCCCUGAGCGAUGGCAUUUUGCCGGCCCCUGGCACAAAGGUGACGACCACCGUGCGUACGUACACGUAUGAGAUACCAGCUGGUCCGGGUAGCGCAACCAGCACCAUAAACCGCAGUCACACACUCAACAACAGCAACACGAACACCCUGAGCAGCAGUUACAAGCUCCACGAGAGCCACAACUCCAGCCAGAACUUCAGCCAGUUGUUGCCGCAGCCUCAUCCACAUCCACAUCCGCAGCCAUCGCAGGUGCCCCAGACGGUGGUAUACAACACGGAGAGCUACUCCACGCUGAACAAGCCCGACCGGCCGCUACUGACCAACCAGUCGUACGAGAUUCGCGAGCACAAGGAGACCACCACUCGCGGAGUGAGUCCCCAGCCGCGACAGCUGCCGCUCGGAACGGGUCCGGUAGGCACACUGCCGGGCAACAAUAGCCGUACUGUGGUAUACAACAUCCACAAGACGGACAACGUGAACACGAUCAACGAGCUGCCGCCUCAGCAGCGCUAUCCCCCCCACAGUCCGGCACAUAGCCCCAACUACGCUCAGGGUCCACACAGCCCACCGCUGCAUACGUCUGGGCCAGGUGGCGUCAACCGCUACUACUACAAAGAAACGGAGACCUCCAAUACGGUCAACACGAUCCACGGUGCGCCAAAUGGCGGUCCUUAUGAGCCGGGACUGCCGCAGUCUGCUCCGUUGAAGCAGCUGCCGCCCAGCACGGCCUAUCCGCAGCCACAGACCGGUAAUGGAUAUCCGCCGAACACGAGCUACACCUACAAGUACUCUUCCACAACGAACACGAACAAUCGUCGUGGUCCUGGUGGCGGUCCGGACUAUGGCUCUCCUUCGCCCUUCCCUGUGGACGGAGUGGAGUAUCCGGUGGGCAAUGGCAAUCCACCCCAGCGUGUGGACGAUCUGAUGCAGUCGUUUGGCACUACUGAUCAUGUGGAUCGCGGAGACCUGGAGACGCCCGUGCGCAAGAGGGAAAUCGAGACAUCCGUGGCCUCGCCCAACCAGCAGCAUGUGCCGUCCGUUAACAAGCUCGGCAAGGAGGUCUACUAUCCUCCCGGACACGAUACCAUUGUCAUGAAGCGGGAGGAGAUGCAUGCCGGUUCUGCAUCUGGUGGUCGCUGGGCCAAGGGCUCGGGAAUGUACGAGUACGAGUCCGGGUCCAAGUCAAAGACGAAAACCAAGUCCGGCGGCGCUGUGGUGCCUUUGUGCCUGCCCCUCUGCUGUGCGAUGCCCUGCUCCAUCAUGUAGAGGAGGAGCUGGGGCUGGCUCUCCAGCAACUGGAAGUCGUACUUGUAUAUAGGUUUUUAAUAUUGCCGUUAAUAAGUCUAACGCUAAAUCCUGCCCCGCGUCGAAUUUGUGACUGUUUAUGCUCUCUGCUGUCUAACUUCUAUUGGGUUUGCUUAUCCAUUGGUGGCUCUGGCUCUACAUGUUGUACUCGUCAGUUGUUGGCCAAAUCUUAUAUGUAUGUCUGUCGUCUACCCACAUUAUGUUAUUGUCUAUGUAUAUACUUUAAUUUGUAUUACGGCAUCUGAGGAUUGUCAUAUUGUUAUAUCUGUUAUAGAUUGCUCGAAAUUGUUCAACUAUUGCUCAAGCAUUUACCAGUGGAAAACCCAAAGUCGAAAUUGUUUUAACUGAAUUUUUAUGUCGCAUACGAUAACUAAUAAAUGUGCCCCAAGCGCCACUUGAAUACCUACUAAUCGUAUACCUAAUAAACGUAACUCCGACUUAAAAGGUAACCCAGUCGUUACAGAGCCAUAAAUACUAUCUCUAAUACACGUAGUAACCAUAAUAAUAAAACGAUAUCUAACAAACGAAUCAAUGAA
Molecule: messenger RNA, 2637 nt
Organism: Drosophila persimilis
Lineage: Eukaryota; Metazoa; Arthropoda; Insecta; Diptera; Drosophilidae
Exons: 7
Coding region: 158-2062 (634 amino acids)
Source: RefSeq, a predicted model, not a curated record